AGUAUCGUUCAUAAGGACCAGGAGAUCACGGUUGGUACUUCUUAACUUAACACCCCACAAAAACUGCAGUACAGCAUAGCACACACACACCCCGUACAUACCAAAGUACAAAUACGGUAGGCCGUCUCUUUCUAGCAAACUGGCACCUGUUUGGCACUUGCGAUUUCUUUCCUUUUCUAUUUAUCCACCCACUCCCCCCUUUCUCUCGCAAGCUACUUUACGAUUGUGUCUGCUAGCAGUCUUGUGCACGUCUCGCCUCGAUCCGCCUCUUCGCCCAUCUCACUCCCUUCUCGUGUACGUCUUUUUAUUGUUUUUAUAGUGGACUCCGUGCGCACACCCGCCCCGAACGCGGUGCUGCUUCAAACGCUAUUCGAUUUUCUUGACAGCGCACCCACGCACACGCGUCUACACAAACACACGUGGCCAGCGCGCCAGACAGUUGUCUCAUCUGCUGUAAACUAGUACUUUGUUGCUGAGGGAGGAGAGUCGAAACAGUAGAAACCCGCUGCGACACACCUAUACGUCCCUCAAACUAUAAGUCUUUCUCCCCCUUUUUUCUUUUCUUUUCUCCUGCCUUUUCUUCUUUUACGUUUAUUACUCGACCGCCGCGUACACGUGUAUCACCACCCUUGCAACAACGAAACCUUCUGUGGUGUACCGUUGCGUGUACUUUGCCCUGUAGCUUGCUCGUGGAAGGAGAGAGGGAUACUGCAAUAACACCUCCCUCUCCACUCCCGCACCUUCACACACACAAACCAACAAAACAAAAAAAUCCUUUCCUCUUGAUUCUCACUAACCCAAGCGUACGCUUCUCCAAAGCAGUAAAACACAAAAGGCAAAACAAGAUCGCUAUCAGGUUUCCGGCCGCUUCUCCUACUUUUUUUUGUUUGUUUACUAUUAUUAUUUUUACUUUUAUUUAUAUCUUUCAUUCGUAUAAGGGAGUGAUUCGCGCCUUAAAAGAAUUUCCUCGCUGUUACGAGAACUGCAACGCCUUUUCUAUUCUUCCUCUCUUUGGACGUUUCUCCCUCUUUGUGUUUUUUGGUUUUACCUCAUGCUUUGGACCUGCAAGAGAUCCUUUUUCGACCUUUCUUUUUUUCCCCUUUCUCUCUUCCUGCGCUUAGCAACAUUUUUCUUUUUUUUGCUUUCCUUGCUCGUUGUCCUUCGCGUUUAUCUCGUUUCUUCCUCUUUUUAUUUUUUCGAAUCUUUCCUCUUCCUUAACUUUCUUCUCGUCUGGAUUGUUUGUUCGUGGUCUUCGCGAAAGCCGUGUGUGUGUGUGUGUUGAUGUAAAACAAAGUGGGGGCGGUCAACGAAGCUGUUGCAGCGCAUUAAAAUGGAAAAGAAGGCGUCACGCAACGCGAAAAGCUUGCAUCCUUAAAGAUCGACAGCCCUUUUUUUUUUCUGGUUUCUUUCUUUCUCUCUUUUUGAGACUUUUCCUUUCAGUAUAUUUUUUCCCUUUUUCUUUUUCGUUGCAGGCGGGUUUUUUUUUCUGUCUCACAAGUUCGCUGUCGCAUUUGUGUGUGCUGUUUCUCCGUAUUAUUCGAUUUCGCUUCAUUUUCAUUUCUUUUUUUUUUCAUUUUUAACUAUACGACCCCCGGCGUCACACCACUCUUUCUCUCCUCUCUGUUUGCUUCUUUUCCCUUCUACGUUUGGGGGCCCCCUCCUCCUCCUGCCUUUCGUUGUACAACCUCGUGGUAGGUGGCGCCGCUGGAAAGCGUCAAGCCCGCACGUAUUCCUCGUCGUCUCACGCUUCAUUCCAUCCGUUGACGCCCUUUCCAUAGCAUACGCCCACAGAGGAUAACAGAAGCGCUUCUCUUUUUUGUUUUUUCCCUCUCUCUCUUCACCAAAGAAAGAAGAGAGAGACAAGAAACACAUUCGCUGUUUUAUUUCUACGUGAUCUAACCUAAGCUUUGCGGGAGAACGUUGGGCGGCAUUUCGCAUGUCCACCCCAGCUUCUUCGCCGUCCUCGGGUGUGCGGAGGCGCGUCAUCUCCUCGCCGCGUAACACCCAGGACCUCAAGCUGCGCCUCGCCACCGCCGACACGAGCAGCAACGGGAACUACAUGAUGGGCUUCGUGUCCCCGCUGUCCGAGCUCGUGUCCGGAUCCCCGUCGCAGCUGCAACCGUUGACGCCCGAGUUGAACGGGCGCCCCUCCGCCGGCCACGGCCCAGGUUGGCCCGCCAGCUCAAACCUCCUCUCUGACAGCAACAAAAAUAGUAAUGCAAGUAAUAGUAAAUCAAAGGCACCACCAGCGCUGGAUAUUGUGUCGCCAACAGCCGCAAGCCGACACAGCGUCAACCGCGGCGAGCGCGACUCCCUGCUGGACCUCGACACGCGCAAGGACAUCCCGUCGAACAGCGUCGACGUCAGCGCGGAGCGGUGUGCGCUGUCGCCCUCUUCUGCGCUCGGUGGCCGCUCCUCCACCUUCACCCCUACCUUCGACACGUCCAACGCGAACUCCUCCGUUACACCGCCGCGCGCUUCGUCGACACCUUUCGGUGAUGCCACGAUGACGCCGCCGCCGAACGCGCCGCGGAGCUACUCGAGGCGAACGGGCGGUCCACGAGAUAGCGUGCCGCCUCCACCGCCGCCGCCGCCACCGCCGUCCGCCACCGGCUUCGGCCUGCGCUCCGCGACGCUGCGCACCGCCGUAGAAAGUCCCACGCACCUCCCGGCCGAGGCGCGGAGUCCGCUUCGGUUGUUGCAGCCGCGGCACAACAUUGAGUUAAAGGGCCUUGCCCGCAUCGGCGACGUUUCCGGCGAGAACGACGUGCCGUACACCUGGGCGAGUUCAUCGGACGACCGCGCAAGGCACAGCGAUGGAAGUCGGCCCUCCGCCGCAUCACUGUCUGUGCCGAAGAUACCCGCGCUCGUGCCCAGCAGCCGCCACCCGCAGACGGGGUCCAUCUUAGCCACCAGCUCGCAGAACAACCCCGCCAACAGCUCCCCCACCCUCACCCCAACCGCCACGUGCAGCAAAGGCGACCAAGGCAACGGCAGCGGCACCAACACCACCCGCACCCCGACUUGCCGCUCGCGCGAAGUACGCGGGAAGGCGUCGCGCGCGCCGCGCCUGGCGAGCCACCUCUUCCUCGAACAACCCACACCGGACAGCUUGGUGCCGACGAAGAGCGAUGCGCCGAGCCCGGCGCUGACGGAGCCGCGGCAGCGCGAUAGCCGCAACGGCAGCGGCGGCGGGCGUAUGCGCACCUCGCGCGGCUCUAGUGAAGGUCGGGUGAGCGUGUCGACGGACAACUCCAAUGUGGCACUGUCCCCGCUGUGCGGGACGUCGCGGCCAAACGCGCUCAACUUCGCGCGUGGGGAGUUGAUCGGCAAAGGCAGCUUCGGCGCCGUCUACCGUGGCAUGCAGCGCAACACAAAUCAGAUCAUUUGCAUGAAGGAGAUCCGCCUGCCUGGCAUUGUCGAGGAGCUGCAGAGGCAGCAGCAGCAGGCCGCCAUGGUGGCCGAGGACGCGACUUCACACGGCCCAGCCCCCGCCUCCACCUCCACCUCCACCUCUACCUCCAUCACCAUUCCUCCUCCGCCUACGCCGCAAGCGGCCGGCACCCCCGACACGAAGGAAAGUGCGGCGCUGCUGCGGCAGCUGCAGGGCGUGAAGCGGGAGCUGGCCCUGCUGAAGCAACUGAACCACCCGAACAUCGUCAAGUACCUGAACGACGAGAUUGUGGACGGGCAACUGCGCAUUUACAUGGAGUACGUCUCCGGCGGCAGCGUUGCCUCGGCGGUGAAGACGUACGGCAGCUUCGCCGAGCCGCAGGCGGCCGCGCUGUGCUGUCAGCUGCUGCAGGGGCUGUCCUACCUGCACGGCCACGGCAUUGUCCAUCGUGACCUGAAGGGCGAUAACCUGCUGCUGGAGACGUCGAGCGUGCUGAAAAUUGCGGACUUCGGCACGGCGAAGAGCGUCAUGGCCUCCGCUACCAUGACGACGAACAUCGUGGGAACGGCGUACUUCAUGGCGCCGGAGAUGCUGCGGCUGGACGGGCUGGUCGGUACCGCGGCGGACAUCUGGUCUACCGGCUGCUGUUUAAUUGAGAUGCUCACCGGCAAGCCGCCCUUGUCGGACAUUCCGAACCAGUACAGCGUGAUGAUGGCCAUCGCCGGCUCGCCCAAGGUACCGCUGGAGAAGUACAUCCCUGCCGACAACACGUGGUCGAGCGAGGUGCACGACUUCCUGAAGCAGUGUCUGCGUCUCAACCCGGCGUCGCGGCCGAAGGCGCAGGAGUUGCUGCAGCACCCGUGGAUUAUAAAGUACUGCGACAGGGAGAUGCUGCUGCUGCACAGCGCGACGACCUCCACUUCCACCACCACGACAACCUCCGUGGCACAUGGAGGAGAGCAGGUGCGCAAUUCAAACGCGUCUGGCAACGUCGGCGGUGCUGUCGGUGCCUUUGCCGUGCCGUCGUCGCCGGACGCAGUGGUGACGGCUACGCCGAAGCUCGCCGCCGCUGCUGCUGCUGCCGCCAUCUCGCCCCUUCCGCGCAGCCUCUGCGGCAGCGGAGAAACGGAAGGGCCGAGUCGCAACGCCACGCCGCGCGAACGGCGGUCAAAGAAAGACCGGCAAGGCGGUGCGUCGCGGCGGCAGCACUCCCGCGACGCACCCAGCCAGAGCUGUAACGGGGCGGGCGCUGGACGAGAGGAGGCGGUCGUGCCCAAAGAUGCCUUUCCCACUCCAAGCCCACCGCCGACAGGGGGCAAUCGACUGUCCGAUGAGACGCCUGCCUCGAUCCCGCUCAACGGUCCCCUCGGACACAACCCCGUCACCGGCUCCCCUCUGCCAUGUCCGCAGACGAGCACCGACUUCCCCGGCAGGACGCGCUACACCGGCGGCCCCAGCAACCCCAGCGCGCCGGAGGACGACCGCAAGCAGAGCUUCAACUACGACUACCCGCUGUCCAGUCCGGCGCGGCUGGCGGGGGUCACGGCGCAGUCCUCCGGCACCUUUCUCCCUGCCAUCCUUGCCCCCGGCGGCAGCGCCGCCCCGUCCGUGUGUGGGACGCACUCCAUCGAGGUUCAGCGCGGCUCGCGUCUCGCACGCGCCCUGAACCUCGGCAGCCUGCGCGACGACACCCGGGCCUAUUACAACCCCAGCGACGGCGACUUGGUGCGGCGCGACUCCGCGCGGCUGGCGAAGGACUUUUCGUUUGGCGCGCACGAGUACGGCCGCGACUUUACCGAUGGCUGCGUUCGUUACGGCAGCGCGGCCCGCAUUCCGUUGCCGGAGUCGGGUCUGGAGCCGGGGCUGUACAGUACGUUGGAUUGCCUUACCGCACCACCCACCGUAGAGGAGGCGCCACCGUCGGCGUCCUCUCGCCGGUCCACGUCACGCCGAGUAGGCCGUGGCGGGUAG
Molecule: messenger RNA, 5365 nt
Organism: Leptomonas pyrrhocoris
Lineage: Eukaryota; Euglenozoa; Kinetoplastea; Trypanosomatida; Trypanosomatidae
Product: putative protein kinase
Exons: 1
Coding region: 1937-5365 (1142 amino acids)
Biological process (GO): protein phosphorylation
Molecular function (GO): protein kinase activity; ATP binding
Source: RefSeq, a predicted model, not a curated record